UAUUUGUCUAUAUAAAUGCGCAAGAAGAAAAUCACAACAAAAAGUUACAAAAAGCGUACAGUCUUGUCUUCUCUCUCUCUCUCUCGUCAGAGUUGAACAGACAGAGAGAGAACAAUGGACGAAACGCGAAAGACACAAGACGAGAGCGGAAAAGACACGACGGAGAAGGAAAUGCAGACGCCGGUGAUAAUCUCCGGAGGAGACGACAACGAGGACGAGUAUACUCCGGACGAUAUCAUGCAGCUCGUCGAGUCUUCUUCUUCACCGACGACGACGAGCAUCGAGGGAGCUAACUUUCGCGGCGAUGAGAGUUUCAGAGUGAGGUUUAUCGACGAUCCGUACGAGAUUCCGGUGGCUGUCCAGUCGUCUUCCGGCUACAUCACGAUCAACGUCAACGAGGAGAGCUGCGGUCCGUCGUUUUCGGACAGCGACGCUUCGGCUAUGGCGAGCGUCGACGCGAGCGGGCUGUUCGGAGGUUGCUGCUGCCUCGGUUUCGACGGGGAAAAAGGCGGAGCGUGGGGUGCAAACAGUGUGGGAGCGAGUGAGUGUGAGUGGGACGACGAUUUGCUGGCGAGGUUUCUAGGUGAAGACAGUGUUUGACCAAAUAUGUGUCGUCUUGCGGAGAAAGCUUUUGGUUUCGAGAGGUCCGGGGUAUUUUGGUCAAUUCGAUGGAUUGUAGUUAAGUGAAACUUGUCUUCGCGUUGUUAAUAGGAGCAGAACAAAAAGGAAAAACCAGUAAAUGGUAGUAAGGAGUAGAGUAGCUGCGUAAUUUAAUGUUGACCAUUAUGCUAAAUCAUGUCACAUGGCGGGUAUUAAAGAGUAAAUGAUUUUAGCUUCAGGGAGCUAUUAUGUAAAUUGCGAAGGUAUUAAAU
This is a messenger RNA of Raphanus sativus (radish), 872 nucleotides long. RefSeq lists its product as uncharacterized. The record is from RefSeq and is a predicted model, not a curated record. Lineage: Eukaryota; Viridiplantae; Streptophyta; Magnoliopsida; Brassicales; Brassicaceae. The transcript has a single exon. The coding region runs from base 115 to 600 and encodes 161 amino acids.